AUGGCACCUGUCACUCCAAGGACAUCGAAGGUCCUACAAGGUAAUAAUGGUAACAAUUCAUCAAACAAGAAGAUGAAACAAUCUAGUUUGUUAUCAUUUUUCUCAAAAUCAUCAUCUACACCAACCCAAAAGGGUGGACCCGUUGGUAAGUCACCUUUUUCGAGUCCGAAAAUUACUGCUAUCAAUAGUAGUAAUACAUCAAUUGUCAAAAAAUCGGGUCAACCAAUUGAAAUAGAAUUAGAUGAUUCAUUUGAUAAAGUUGAAAUUGGAAAGGUACCUAUCCAGAACUCACUACAACCUAUAACAAAAACAGUUGGAGAAAGCUCAACCGAGCAUAUUAUUUCUGCAGAUGAAACUUUGAUAGAGAAAUCUUCUGACGGUUCAUCUGAUAGAAGAACUAAGAGAUCAGUAAAUUAUGCGGAAAGUGAUGAUGAUAAUGAUGAUGACCGCAUUCAAUUAUCAUCUUCCAAAUAUAAUAAGAAGCAAAAACUUUUUGCUGAAGAUUCAGAUGAAGAUGAUGAAUAUGUUCCAUCUAAAAAAGAACUAAAGGAAGAAAAAAUGAAUGAAAGUGUUGACGAUUCAAAUUUCAUUGAUGAUGGUGAUGAAGAUGAUGACGAUGAUGACGAUGAUGACCUUAUUGCAUUAUCUACAAAACCUAAAAAGGUUAAUCCAACAAAAAGGAGAAUGAUAGAAGCAACAGUAAGAUCUAAACCGAAACCAAGUAUAGCAAUUCAAAAAUCAAAACCUAAGACCGGAUCAAAUUUUGCAAAACAUAAUGAGGAAAGAUAUUAUUGGUUAGUUGAUGAAAAGGAUGCUGAAAAACGACCUGUUUCCGAUCCAGAGUAUGAUUCUAGAACACUGUAUAUUCCUUCAGCAGCUUGGGCUAAAUUCACUGCCUUCGAAAAGCAAUAUUGGGAAAUAAAGUCUAAGAUGUGGGAUUGUAUUGUUUUCUUUAAAAAGGGUAAAUUUUUUGAAUUAUAUGAAAAAGAUGCUCUCUUGGCCAAUUCUUUAUUUGAUUGGAAACUAGCCGGUAACGGUCGUGCUAACAUGCAAUUAGCAGGUAUCCCUGAAAUGAGUUUCGAGUACUGGGCUUCGCAAUUUAUUGAACAUGGUUAUAAAGUGGCAAAAGUGGAUCAAAAGGAAUCAAUGUUGAGUAAAGAAAUGAGAGAAGGUUCUAAGGGUAUCGUCAAAAGAGAAUUGGAAUGUGUUUUGACUGCUGGUACCUUAACAGAUGGUGAUAUGAUACAUUCAGAUCUUGCUACUUAUUGUUUGGCUAUCAGGGAAGAAUCCGGUGACUUUUAUAUGCAUGAUGACUAUUCUGUUGAUGAAAAAUCUAAUCCAGAUAGAAUAUUUGGUAUUUCUUUUAUCGAUACAUCUACUGGUGAAGUUCAAUUAAUUGAAUUUGGGGAUGACAAUGAAUGCACAAAAUUGGACACAAUUAUGUCACAAGUUAAACCAAAAGAAAUCAUUAUUGAAAAGGAUAAUUUGAGUAAUAUUGCCAAUAAAAUCGUUAAAUUCAAUGCCUCCUCUAGACCAAUAUUUAAUGAAAUCAAACCUGAAGUGGAAUUUUAUGAUUAUGAAAAAACGUACGACGUUCUUACUUCCGAUGAUUUCAAGUAUUUCAAAAAUGUUGAUAAUUGGCCAGAGGUCCUACAAUCUUACUAUAAGAACCAGAAAAAGGUUGGUUUCAGCGCUUUUGGUGCAUUACUAUACUACUUAAAAUGGCUCCAACUAGAUAAAAGUCUGUUGUCUAUGGGUAAUAUGAAGGAAUAUGAUCCUGUUAAAUCUCAGAAUUCUUUGAUAUUAGAUGGUAUUACACUACAAAACUUGGAAAUAUUUAGUAAUUCAUUUGAUGGCACUUCUAAGGGUACUCUUUUCCAAUUAUUCAAUAAAUCUAUCACUGCAAUGGGUAAGAGAAUGAUGCGAAGAUGGUUAAUGCAUCCAUUACUUAAUGAGGAUGAUAUUAACAAGAGGUUGGAUAGUGUCGAUUUACUAAUAUCUAACUUGGAAUUAAAAGACAAUAUAGAAAGUGUUUUUAGCAGAUUACCAGAUCUGGAAAGAUUAUUGGCUAAGAUUCAUACAUGUACCAUAAAGGUGAAAGAUUUUGAAAGAGUUAUUCAAGGUUUUGAGGAUAUUGAGAAUCUGCUGCUGCUGUUAAAGGACUCUGAUAUCGAAUUGAGAGGUGCCUUGGAUAUUUUCUUAAAGCAAAUACCAGAAUCCCUUUAUGCUAAUAUUGAUACCUGGAAAAACGCAUUUGAUAGAGUCAAAGCAUCUGAAGAAGGUAUCAUCCUUCCACAUAGAGGCAUUGAAACAGAUUUUGAUAAAUCAUUGGAUGAAAUUGAGGCUUUAGAAAACGAACUAUACGAGCUAUUGAACCAAUAUAAAAAGAAAUACCAUUGUUCUGACAUUUGUUUUAAGGAUUCAGGUAAAGAAAUAUACACCAUAGAAUUUCCAGUUAAAGCAGUUAAAAAUGUCCCUUCAGACUGGGUACAGAUGGCUGCAAAUAAAUCUACAAAAAGAUAUUAUUCUGACGAAGUUAGAAUUUUGGCGAGGUCAAUGGCAGAGGCUCGUGAGACACAUAAGGCAUUAGAAGAGGAUCUAAGAACAAGACUGUGCCGAAAAUUCGACUCCGCUUUCAUGGAUACUUGGACUCCUACAGUAUAUGCCAUUUCUAAUAUUGAUUGUUUGUUGGCUCUAACAAAGACAUCGGAGUCUCUAGGUUUCGUUGCAUGUAGACCCAGUUUUGUCGAUGAUGUGGACAAAAAUACCGGAGAGAAACUAAAUGGAUUUAUGAGGUUUAAACAAUUAAGACAUCCCUGUUUUGGAUUAGGGAGUACUAUUGCAAAGGAUUUCAUCUCUAACGAUAUUGAAUUGGGUAAUGGGAGACCACAACUAGGAUUAUUAACUGGUGCAAAUGCAGCUGGUAAAUCGACAGUUUUAAGAAUGACAUGUGUGGCUGUUAUAAUGGCACAAAUGGGUUGUUAUGUUCCUUGUGAAUCUGCAUCAUUGUCGCCAGUGGACAGAAUAAUGACACGUUUGGGUGCUAAUGAUAACAUUAUGCAAGGGAAAUCGACAUUCUUUGUCGAAUUAUCAGAAACUAAGAAAAUUUUGGACUUAGCAACCAGAAGAUCGUUACUUGUAGUGGAUGAAUUGGGUAGAGGUGGUUCUUCAAGUGAUGGUUUUGCCAUUGCUGAAAGUGUCUUGCACCAUGUUGCAACACAUAUUCAGAGUCUUGGUUUUUUUGCUACACAUUACGCCAAUUUAGGAUUAAGUUUUAAGGGACAUCCCCAAGUUAGACCUAUGAAAAUGGCAAUCCUGGUCGACGAAGAAACAAGAAAUGUUACAUUCCUCUACAAAUUAGAAGACGGUCAAAGUGAAGGUUCAUUUGGUAUGCACGUUGCAACAAUGUGUGGUAUAUCAAAAUCAAUUGUUGAUAAUGCUCAGAAUGCAGCUGACAAAUUUGAGCAUACUACUAGAAUAAUAAAGGAGAAGCAAAAAGCAACAAGUGGUAUUCAGGGAGAAAUUGUAGAUAUACCAUUAGGUUUACAAAGCGACUUCGUAAGAUUACUAUAUGGUGAUGGUGUUAAAAAUACCAAAUUGGGUACCGGAGAGGGUGUUCUGAUUUACGAUAAUAAUGUCAAAAGAAAUGUUUUAGAAAAUAUUUUCAGCAUCAUUGAAGAUUUAUAG
Messenger RNA from Maudiozyma barnettii, 3687 nucleotides. RefSeq names its product mismatch repair ATPase MSH6 (gene MSH6). Gene Ontology annotation, molecular function: ATP-dependent DNA damage sensor activity; mismatched DNA binding; ATP binding. Bases 1 to 3687 code for a protein of 1228 amino acids. The record is from RefSeq and is a predicted model, not a curated record. Gene Ontology annotation, biological process: mismatch repair. Gene Ontology annotation, cellular component: MutSalpha complex; nucleus. NCBI's taxonomy places the organism in Eukaryota, Fungi, Ascomycota, Saccharomycetes, Saccharomycetales, Saccharomycetaceae. The transcript has a single exon.